UUGCUUUUUACGACAUCUGGCAUCUUCACCUGAGAGGAACACAAGCCAUACACGGACGUCCAAGCUCACAGCACAGGUUGCUAUGGUAAACAGCAGAGUUGAGGCAGUGCCUGCAGUGGCGGUGAUGAGCAGUGGCGGGGGAACAGUGGGCAGGUCGUGUGCAGGAUGUGGCAGUCGAAUCGACGACCGCUUCCUGCUCUUCUCCAUGGAGCGGUACUGGCACACGCGCUGCCUCAAGUGCUCCUGCUGCCACGCUCAGCUGGGUGAAUACAGCAGCACCUGCUACAGCAAGGGAGGAAUGAUCCUCUGUAAGAACGACUACAUCAGGCUGUUUGGACACAGCGGUGCCUGCAGUGCUUGUGGACAGUCCAUACCUGCCAGUGAGAUGGUGAUGCGAGCGCAAGGCAACGUUUACCAUCUUAAAUGUUUCACGUGUGCGACCUGUAGGAACCGCCUCGUCCCCGGUGAUCGCUUUCACUACAUCAACGGGACCAUCUUCUGUGAACAUGACCGGCCAGGAGGAGGAGGAGGAGGAGGAGGAGGAGGAGGAGGAGGAGGUCUGCACAGCGGACACCCGACUCCACUACAGGCCAACAGCAUGAUGUCUGAUCAGAAGGUGUGCUGAGGAUGAAAAUAAAAUAAAAACUGUUCUGUGCCUUUGUCCUCUCCUCCUCCUCCUCCUCCUCCUCCUCCUCCUCCUCCUCCUCCUCCUCCUCCUCACUGUGAAUCCUGCCGCGGGUCAAACUCCCUCCACUCUGACAGACUUUCACACGGACUGUCUGGACGUCGACGCUUGCUGAGGCUUCAGCUUCCCAGAAGCAGCUGACUGUUGUGAGAGGAUUGUGAGGAGUCUGCUGUUUGAAGAAUGAUUACAUAUUAUUUAUGUCAGGACAGGGAAAACAUGGCAGCCUUGUAACUCAGUGUGACUCCUGUUAGAGGUGAACAAUGUGUGUAAAAUAGCACAGAGCAUACAUGUAUAUGUAUAUAUAUAUAUAUAUAUAUACAGUGUAUAUAUACUGUCAUGAAUAUACAGUAUAUACUUGGACCCCUGAAUCAUGUGUCUGAAACCAUGAGUCAAAAUAAGCAAACAUGGGAUUUUUGGGGGGUUAAUGACACAAUAAAGAUUCAUAAUUUGAGAUUCAUAAUCUGUGAGUCUGCAGAGGUCUGUGUGAGAUAAAGGUACAGUGAGUAGAAUUUAGCAACAUUUACUGGUGAACGUUACUGUGUAACAGUGACUCAGCAUUGGUGAAGUCACUCCAAGAUUCCCAACUGGAGAUCUGAGUUCAGGGGGAGAAACACUGAAUGGUGACGAGAAAAGGAACGCACCUUACAUUUGACACACUGGACUUCUUAAUGUCACCUCUCCAUAACUGACUGUACGGCCUGCACA
Messenger RNA from Solea solea (common sole), 1390 nucleotides. Its product is annotated as LIM domain transcription factor LMO4.1-like. The transcript has 5 exons. The coding region runs from base 83 to 625 and encodes 180 amino acids. The record is from RefSeq and is a predicted model, not a curated record. Lineage: Eukaryota; Metazoa; Chordata; Actinopteri; Pleuronectiformes; Soleidae.